CAUACAUGUGAUGCCAUGUUUAGAAUAUCGUGUUUGAUUCUUAUUGCUAUCAUAUUUUCCGUCCAUAGUAUGCAAAGACAAUUUCUAUAUUCCAUUUUGGAUAAAGAAGUUACCAACUCAUCCCUAGCCAUGCCUUAUGGAGAAGUUGCUAGUCGUGUUUAUUGUGCAGGGCUUUGUUCUGGGGACGACUACUGCAUGGAGUUCUUUUACAACACAACAAGUAGACAGUGCAUUGGGCUCCAUUGUGUAAAAAAGGGAAACUACUCGUAUCAGUUUAUCGCCCCGGCUCCUCUCUCAAUGCUUUAUUUCGGGAAAGAGAUCAACUGGGUAGAAUAUUCUGGUAACUAUUAUUUCUAUGGCGAAGAAAGUGUUACAUGGGCAGACGGCAAGCUGGAAUGCCAGAAAAGGUGUGCACAUUUGGUAGAAAUUGAAACAAAAGAGGAGUCUGAUUGGCUUGCAGCAACAUUUCUAUUAAAAGAAGAUUGUUCGUCCGAUUCUCUUUUCACGUGUACGGCAUGGACAGGAGGUAACGACCUUGACAAUGAAGGUCACUACGUGUGGGACCAUUCGAACACGUCCAUUGUCUUUACCAACUGGAACACCUAUGAACCAAGCCGACUAAACCUGUCAUUUGCCCUCACUCGUGACUGCAUCGACAUGUUUAGAAAUGGGAAAUGGAAUGACAGACCUUGCUCUUAUGGGAACCAAUUUAUUUGUGAGAAAUAAUUUAACCUCUGAAAAAAAUUGGACAUAAGACAACAAAAGUCAUAAAACGUUGGAACCUUGCUCCAUGAAUCAAUUUCAAUGACGUUACACAUACAGUAAAACUCGUUUUGUACAAACACGAAUUUAACGAAAUGUCCGGGAUAUAGCGAAGUUUUGAUUUCGAGUCCCCGGUAAGAUUCUUAAAAAGUUUCACAAUCUGAUUAUCAAAGGUAUUAUACGAAGGUAUUUUUAUUCUAAGCCUUUAAUAGAAAAUAUUGUAGUCUGGUAAAAGAAAAAGUGUGUAAAGUGAAUCCGCUAUAGUUAUCAUUACUAAGUCGUGAUACAGAUAUAAAAAAAAAAUACGAAUAUAACGAAGUAAAUUUAAUGGUCCCUACAAUUUAGCUAUAUCCGAGUUUUAGUUGUACAUAUAAAGCAAUAUAAAGAAGCGAUACGUGUAGCAAACUUUAAAGAAACAAAAUUAUCAACCGAUUUACAACUACAUGUAUGAAAAAUAAUGUUCAAAGUUAAAAUCUGCAUGUAAUAUUUAGAUCAUAUUUAGUAAAAAUUACGCAAUUAAGAUGGUGCGAAGAAUGCAAAACAACUGACCCCUUUCUUAAUCGCGUAAGUUUUAUGGAAUAUGAUCUAACUUACUUAGAACAUAACCCACUUUUUCAUUGGCUGAUCAAAAGUUCAGCGUCAGUCAUAUAUUCUUUCCCUUUUGUUUUCGACUCUCUUAGCUAUCAAUCGAAAUGUGACUCAC
Molecule: messenger RNA, 1465 nt
Organism: Magallana angulata
Lineage: Eukaryota; Metazoa; Mollusca; Bivalvia; Ostreida; Ostreidae
Product: collectin-12-like
Exons: 4
Coding region: 16-726 (236 amino acids)
Molecular function (GO): signaling receptor activity
Source: RefSeq, a predicted model, not a curated record